CUUUGGUAUUAACAUAAAACAAUCUGUUUCGUUCCGGUCUAUUAUUUUCUUUAUAUUUAUUUUCGCUUUUUUUUGGAAGUUGGUAUUGAAAAAAAUCUAAAUUUAAGAUUGAUCAAAAAUGAAUUCGUCAAAAGUUUUGGUGAGCAAAAGGACGCUGGCCUUUGGAUUUAGCAACCUGGUAAAGUGUCGUGGAAUGUCGCGUCUAGACGACCUUUACUACAAGCCGGGUUCGAUGAAAGAUCGCACCUUCAGGCGGACUUGGGCGGAACAGCAGGUGGAGCAGCCCGAAGUUGAGGAGCGCUUGGAUGACACCAAAUACAACCCAGGCCGCUGGACAGAGCGCGAGUAUCAGGCCACCUGGCAAGAACCCGUUUAUGAAGAUCCCCAGGAAGAAGUAGAGGACUCCCGAUGCCAACAGGAACCAUCUACUGCCCCUGUGCUACGGCGAUCCUUCGAUCCCAAGGGGCGACUCCAGAGGAUCGCCAUUCCCGCCAGUCAGUUCAUCUCGCAGUUCAUCUCCACCCAAACCAAGAACAAGAGGCGUCACAUGGAAGCUGCCGCAGAUCGAAUGGCUUACGAUGGUUACCAACUGGCCUAAAAUGCCUAGUCAAGUGCUUGCUGAUGACGAGGACACUCUUAAAUUAUUGUAGAUUUAAUUUUCCCUGCUUCAUUUGUUAACUGUUAAAUUUUGGCUUCAAAUCUUAAUGGUUACUUUCUGUUGUACAAUAUACGAAACAAAAACGAAUAAAAAUGG
This is a messenger RNA of Drosophila suzukii, 754 nucleotides long. RefSeq lists its product as uncharacterized. The record is from RefSeq and is a predicted model, not a curated record. NCBI's taxonomy places the organism in Eukaryota, Metazoa, Arthropoda, Insecta, Diptera, Drosophilidae.